CCUUUUGAAAGCUUCUGCGAUCAGACGACGUCGUCACGGGAAUGCAGACAUUGCUACGCAUGCACCGCGAACCACUUCUAGCGGGCCGGUAUCUGCGCUACAGCCUAUGCUGAGAAGCUGUUCAGCAGCAUAAUAUCCGCCACAUACAGAGGACGAUUCUCAGGUUACGGCAGUAUAUAAGGCCGCAGUCGUGGAGCCCAUGCAAGGUUGCGCCCAAUUUUUGAGCCUAAAGCGAUGAUGAUGUUCCUCGCAGGCACUGUCGCAAGCAUUCUCGCAGGCGUCACCGUUGUCCAUGCGUUGAAUAAUGGCGUGGCUCGCCUGCCUGCGCUGGGUUAUAACACCUGGAAUGCAUAUGCCUGCAACAUCGAUGAAAAUAUUAUCCUUGAGACAGCGAGUUUGAUGAAGUCGCUCGGUCUCCAAGAUGUUGGUUAUAACCACGUCAAUCUGGAUGACUGCUGGGCCGAGAAGAAUCGCAGCGCAGAAGGGCUGCUUGUUCCCAAUACCGAGAGGUUUCCAAGUGGCUUCAACAAUUUGACAGCACAACUGCAUGAUAUGGGAUUUCAGGCUGGCAUCUAUGGUGAUUCCGGCUGGUUCACCUGCGCUGGAUAUGCGGGAUCGUUCGAUCAUGAAUCCAUCGAUGCCCAGACGUUCCAGGACUGGGGAUUCGAUUACCUCAAAUACGACAACUGCUACAUCCCGUUUGAUGACAUCAUACGCGAGGGAACGUAUGGAAAAUACCAACGCAUGGCCGAUGCAAUCGCCAACCUAUCGGUGACUACAGGGAAGGAGCCGCUGAUCUACUCCCUGUGCGAGUGGGGAUGGAGUCAAGUUUGGAUAUGGGGAUCUUCCGUGGGCAACAGCUGGCGGAUCGAUGGUGACAUUGCGGCAAACUGGGACUCGAUCGCAAGCAUAAUCAACUUUGAUUCCUUCAUCACCCAGAGCAGCAACUUCUAUGGUCACAACGAUAUGGAUAUCCUCGAAGUUGGAAAUGGAGAUCUGACCUAUGAGGAAAACAAGUCCCAUUUCACUGCAUGGGCUCUGAUGAAGUCGCCGUUGUUGAUUGGCACGAAUCUUUCCGCUGCGUCUCCAGAGAUCAUCGAAAUCCUGUCCAACAGGGAGAUAUUAGCGAUCAGCCAAGACAACGUCGUCGGCACGAGCAUCUCCCCCUUCAGAUGGGGCAUCAAUGCUGAUUGGACGAGCAACUCCUCCUAUCCUGCUCAAUACUGGAGUGGACCUAGCGAGAACGGCACUGUGUUCAUGCUGCUUAACACUCUCAACGAGUCCGCAAACUUGUUCUUCAAUCUGACAGAAUCGCCUUGGAUCAGAGCUGGCAGGCAGUAUUCCGUCCGCGACCUCUGGACGCACACGGACAACGGUACCGCGGUGCGCAACUUCACUGCCACAGACGUCCUUGCGCACGGCGUGGUCGCUUUGUUACUACGAGACGCGGGCGAUGAGCCAGCGGAAAUCUAUCCACCGUGUUCGGUAUGGUAUGAUUGCGCAGCGGAGAACGGCACUGAUCCGGAUACUUGAUGCUUGAGGGAUCAGUCGCGAUAAAUAGGAAUGGCUGCCAGCUUGUAGUAUUGAGGAGGCAUGGCGAUGACAACUUCUCUAUCUGUCCCUAAUCUGAUGUAUUUUUCUGCAUCGUUGUGAAAAAUACGAACUCUGUC
This is a messenger RNA of Laetiporus sulphureus 93-53, 1670 nucleotides long. RefSeq names its product glycoside hydrolase family 27 protein. Bases 235 to 1533 code for a protein of 432 amino acids. The record is from RefSeq and is a predicted model, not a curated record. Gene Ontology annotation, biological process: carbohydrate metabolic process. Gene Ontology annotation, molecular function: hydrolase activity, hydrolyzing O-glycosyl compounds. Lineage: Eukaryota; Fungi; Basidiomycota; Agaricomycetes; Polyporales; Laetiporaceae. The transcript is spliced from 21 exons.